Molecule: messenger RNA, 1197 nt
Organism: Nerophis lumbriciformis (worm pipefish)
Lineage: Eukaryota; Metazoa; Chordata; Actinopteri; Syngnathiformes; Syngnathidae
Source: RefSeq, a predicted model, not a curated record
AUGGCCCUCAAGUUCGAAAUCCUCUUGAGUGUCCUGCUCGUCACAUUGACUGCCUUGAGCUCGAGCGGACCUGUCGGGCCUUUACUUGUUGGAGAUGCUCUUGAUAGCACGUUGCUUGACACUCAAGAAUUUCUCAGUCACUUUCUGUCUAAACUGAACCAAACGGGUGGGAGGCAGCCAGAACAAAGGCCCCUGGCCUUCCCGAAGGAGCCAUCAGAGUACAUGCUGGAACUCUUCGAGCGAUUUGCAAACGACCGCACGGCCAUGACCUCGGCCAACAUUGUGCGCAGUUUCAAGAACGAAGAUUCUUCAUCCUACAGUGAGACUGCCAUUGGUGUAAGGACACAUCCAUUGCUCUUCAACAUCUCCGUGCCUAGCCACGAACACAUCACUGUAGCUGAGCUUCGUCUUUUUACCUUGAUCCAGAGGGCCCAAAGACCUUUUGCCGGCCGACAGUGCAAAGUGACCAUUUACAAAGUGAAUGAUGGCGGAGUUUGGACCAGUACAGUCAGUAAAGAGGUGGGAAGGAGGGAUCAAGAUGAGUCCAGUAACCUGGAGGAAGUGGUGACCAAGCACAUCUACGCCAAAGACAAAAGCUGGGUGUCUUUGGACAUGACUCGUGCGGUCGUGCGCUGGCGGAAGUAUGGCCAUUCAACGCUCAAGCUUGAGGUCCGCGUUACCAUCUUGGGGCCGGAGGAGUCGGUCACGUGGGGGGAGAAUGAGGACGUAAUUGACAUCGAGCGUAACGUGGAAGGGAAACACAACGCGGUGAUGAUUGUUUUUUCAGAUGAUCCGAACAAACGUGACAGCGUUCAUGAGAAGGAUCACGCCAAGAACAGCAUCUUUGAAACCCCUGCUCGUAUCCGCCGCGGUGUCAAGAGUGAACCCUGCAAGAGAACUCCGCUCUUUGUGGAUUUUAAAGACAUUGGCUGGGAUUCGUGGAUCAUCCAGCCAGUGGGUUACGAAGCCUACAAGUGCAUUGGAGUCUGCAGUCAGCCGAUGACGUCCGAGGUCUCACCCACCAAACAUGCCAUCGUGCAGACACUACUGAGUGUUAAGAGUCCAGAGAGGGCAUCGCGUGCCUGCUGUGUACCCACUAAGCUGGAGCCAAUUUCGCUCCUUUAUUACGAUAACGGGGUGAUCACCUUCAACCACAAAUAUGAGGGCAUGGUAGUGACAGAGUGUGGCUGCAGAUAG